Archocentrus centrarchus (flier cichlid) is the source of this 3506-nucleotide messenger RNA. RefSeq names its product cullin 4A (gene cul4a). Gene Ontology annotation, biological process: ubiquitin-dependent protein catabolic process. The transcript has 20 exons. The record is from RefSeq and is a predicted model, not a curated record. NCBI's taxonomy places the organism in Eukaryota, Metazoa, Chordata, Actinopteri, Cichliformes, Cichlidae. Bases 507 to 2780 code for a protein of 757 amino acids. Gene Ontology annotation, cellular component: cullin-RING ubiquitin ligase complex. Gene Ontology annotation, molecular function: ubiquitin protein ligase binding.
CAACUGAACCGUCUGAGAAAAGCCAUUUUGUUGUGCUAGCUAGCUUCAUGGUGAAAAAAAGCCAGCAGUAAUAUGGGUUUGUUAUGUCAGCGCUAACUAUGCCGCUUUUAGGGGUUUGUUUACUGUCGCAAAAUACAGUAAUUAAACUCGUGGAAGCCUGUAAGUAGUGGACAGGGACAUGGACUAGCCUGUAAAGCUACAGCUUCUGGGGAGAAGACGCAAACUGCUCGCUGAAGUGUGCUGCAGGUUCAGAUAACAUAAUGUUAGCUAGCAGUGUGUUUACUUAGCUGGAUGUAGUUAUGUUCUCGGAUUAAUUCAUCUCCCGUUAAGUCACUUUUUUGCCUGUGAAUGUGUUUUAAAUAGGCUAGCGAGUGCCUGUGCUGUCAACCAAAGACAAGUAGCUCAAUAAAGAGGGAGUGCCGCUGACAGCGAAUAAAAACAGCCCCAGCAGUAAGUUAGCAAAACAGUUGAACUAUACAGCGUUAAGCCAAAGCGCUAAUCUGAUAAUGGCAGAGGACACCCGACAGGACAAGAGGGCCAGCUUCACUGCUAUAACGGAGCACAGCGCCAACGGGAUGGCCAGGACCUCCGCUGUGGCCUCAGGCAAAACCGGCACGUCAAAGAAACUAGUGAUCAAAAAUUUCAAAGAUAGGCCAAAACUAGCAGAGAACUACACUGAGGACACGUGGCUGAAGCUGAGAGAUGCGGUGGGUGCCAUCCAGAACAGCACCUCCAUCAAGUACAACCUGGAGGAGCUCUAUCAGGCAGUGGAGAACCUGUGCUCGUAUAAAGUCUCCCCGACUCUGUACAAGCAGCUACGGCAAGUCUGUGAAGAUCAUGUGCAGGCCCAGAUCCACCAGUUCAGAGAAGAGUCUUUGGACAACCUUUCCUUCCUGAAGCGAAUGAAUCGUUGCUGGCAGGACCACUGUAGGCAAACUAUUAUGAUCCGGAGCAUCUUUCUCUUCCUGGAUCGUACCUAUGUGCUUCAGAACUCUCUGCUACCCUCCAUCUGGGACACUGGUUUGGAGCUGUUUCGCACCCACAUUGUGAGCGACAGUGCCGUUCAGAAGCGAACAGUGGAGGGCAUUUUGGAGCAGAUUGAACUGGAGCGAAAUGGAGAGACUGUAGACCGCAGUCUGCUUCGGAGCCUGUUGGGCAUGCUGUCAGACCUGCAGGUUUACAAAGACUCCUUUGAGGAGAGAUUUUUGACUGAGACCAAUCGUCUGUAUGCAGCAGAGGGACAGCGUCUGAUGCAGGAGAGAGAUGUACCUGAGUAUUUACACCAUGUGGCUCGUCGGUUGGAGGAGGAGAAUGAUCGAAUCGUGAGCUACCUCGACCAGAGCACUCAGAAACCUCUCAUUAGCUGUGUUGAGAAGCAGCUUUUAGGAGAACAUAUGACUGCAAUACUGCAAAAGGGUCUGAGCACUCUGAUGGAUGAGAAUCGUGUGACUGAGCUCGCCCUCCUCUACCAGCUCUUCAGCAAAGUGAAGGGAGGACUUCCCACACUGCUGCAGUUCUGGAGGGAUUACAUCAAGUCCUUUGGAGGAGAGAUUGUCUGUACUCCAGAGAAAGAUAAAGACAUGGUACAAGACCUGCUGGACUUCAAAGACAAGAUGGACAAUGUAGCACAGAGCUGCUUUGCACGCAAUGAGAGCUUCAUCAAUGCCAUGAAGGAGGCAUUUGAAACUUUCAUCAACAAGAGGCCCAACAAGCCUGCAGAGCUUAUCGCGAAAUAUGUGGAUUCUAAGUUAAGAGCUGGGAACAAGGAGGCUACAGAGGAGGAGCUAGAGAGAAUACUGGACAAGAUAAUGAUAAUAUUCCGCUUCAUACACGGAAAAGAUGUGUUUGAAGCUUUUUAUAAGAAGGACUUGGCCAAGCGUCUGCUGGUUGGCAAGAGUGCUUCUGUUGAUGCUGAGAAGUCCAUGCUCUCCAAGCUCAAACACGAAUGUGGAGCGGCAUUUACCAGCAAGCUUGAGGGGAUGUUCAAGGACAUGGAGCUGUCCAAAGACAUCAUGAUCCAGUUCAAACAGUAUAUGCAGAACCAGAGUGAGCCAAGCAACAUAGAACUUACUGUGAACAUCCUCACUAUGGGCUACUGGCCUUCAUACACUCCCAUGGAGGUCCACCUGCCCCCGGAGAUGGUAAAACUGCAGGAGGUGUUCAAGCUAUUCUACCUGGGUAAACACAGUGGAAGGAAGCUGCAGUGGCAGCCCACGCUGGGCCAUGCUGUACUAAAGGCAGAGUUUAAAGAGGGCAAGAAGGAGCUGCAGGUCUCCCUGUUCCAGACACUGGUGCUGCUCAUGUUUAAUGAGGGAGAGGAGUUCAGCAUGGAGGAGAUUCGUGCUGCCACUGGCAUAGAGGAGGGAGAGCUCAGGCGUACGCUGCAGUCGCUGGCCUGUGGAAAAGCACGCGUCCUCAACAAGAACCCUCGAGGGAAAGACGUGGAGGACGGAGACCGUUUCAAUUUCAACAAUGAUUUUAAACACAAACUGUUCCGCAUCAAGAUUAACCAGAUCCAAAUGAAGGAAACGGUAGAGGAGCAGGUGAGCACCACGGAGCGCGUGUUUCAGGACAGACAGUAUCAGAUCGAUGCAGCUGUGGUACGCAUCAUGAAGAUGAGGAAGACCCUCAGUCACAACCUACUGGUAUCAGAGCUCUACAACCAGCUGAAGUUCCCUGUAAAGCCGGGUGAUCUAAAGAAGCGGAUCGAGUCGCUCAUAGACAGAGACUACAUGGAACGUGACAAGGAGACUCCUAACCAGUAUCACUAUGUUGCCUGACGGGGUACCACUGUCACCGCCGUGCUUCUUUCACAGCAAGCGUACAGCUGGCCCCCCAGCACAGGACUACAGCCCCUCAGCCACCCGACUCUCCUCUGGUGCCCAUCUUUCCCUCCGUCCGCAAUCCUGGACACAAGGUCCAGAUGACAGAGAGCUCCAGAGAGACGAGAGACACUUGGCUGUGCUGCUCCCAUUCUGCAAUAUCUUUAGUGGGACUCUAAGAUUGGGCUGGAGGAGUGGCCCAGGUUGUUGAUGGUUGAUUUAUGUGACUUGCAAAUCUGCUAAUGCAACACACAACAGAAAAUAACUAGCACUUUCCUCUUUUUUUUUUUUUUUUUUUUUUUUUUCUUUUUGGAUUGGGUUAUUUUCCUUCGUGUCAUUCUAUUAUCACUUAUUUUCUACUAUAGUUGGUUUGUCUUGAGUUUUAAGGUUUCUCUUUUUUUUUUUUUUUUUUUUUUGUUCAAGAUGUUUUCCUUAUGGACAGCUGCAUAAACUGCUGAGUAUAAACUUGAUUGGCUUGUUACUUGACACAGCUGUUGAGGAUGAGAACAGUAAAGAGCACAGAUGCUAAAAUGUAUGCAGGCAAGCUGCUCGUGUAUUACUUUUGGCAUCUUUGUAUUUGUUUUGACCAAAAUGUCCACUGUCACGUGCUGAUGUUUUCGUAGGUCAGAUUGUAUUCUGUGUAGGAGUGCAGAAAGUGAAGCUGAAUAAAUGGAUAUUUAAUGA